UUUCACUUAUACCUCAUUAUAUUUUUAGUCCCUUUUUACCCCUCUACCCUAAAAGUCAAGCAAAAACCAACAUUCAAGCUUUAUCACUGUUGCCGCUCACGUCCUCUGCUCCGACAACCUCCCACACCUUCUGUUUAUACUCCACCGACCACCGAUGAAUGUCGAAUCCUCAACGUCAACCGACAACCCUCCGUCUAAUCUCAAUUAGACUUUCUCUUGAUUAUGCCGACUUGGUCAGAUCUAUUGCGUUUCUCUUCAAUUACAACAGAUCUCAACAUAGAACAAGAAGUUAUAAUAUUGCGGAGGCAGCGAUGUGGCAGAGGCAGAAAGCGAAGCGAAAACCAAAUAUUUUUUGUUGCGACGGUGAAGAAGAGAUUGGGCUUCUCUGCUUUUGAGAUAACGAAGACAGUGAUCAUCUCCAUGAUGAAUACAAAUCUGAUCCCGGAGAUGACAUUGUUGAGACAGAAUGAGGAGAUUCUAGUGAAAAUGGUUACGAUGAAUUGGCUAAUGUUUGGUGAUCCUCAAUCUUUCUUUUUUGUUCCCCUCUUCUCUAGAAGGCAGUUCAAUUGCAUGGAUGCUCAAAUUUUUGCAUCUAAGGACAAACUUGUAUGCGUGGUACACCUCAUUAUGUGUAUGGAAGGAUGUGAGCAACUUUUUUUGGCAAAAAUACCUGUUGAACUGAUGUAAUUUUCUUACAUAAAACCAAUGAAAUUUUGAAGUUGUGUUUGCUUCAUGCCUUGAGUUUGAGAUAGGCACUUUAUCCUUAUAUUAUAUGUAUGUGAUUGGUAUUUUUUACAUAUAAUUAUGU
This is a messenger RNA of Mercurialis annua (annual mercury), 808 nucleotides long. RefSeq lists its product as uncharacterized. The record is from RefSeq and is a predicted model, not a curated record. Bases 223 to 687 code for a protein of 154 amino acids. The transcript is spliced from 2 exons. Lineage: Eukaryota; Viridiplantae; Streptophyta; Magnoliopsida; Malpighiales; Euphorbiaceae.